Molecule: messenger RNA, 3318 nt
Organism: Aspergillus tanneri
Lineage: Eukaryota; Fungi; Ascomycota; Eurotiomycetes; Eurotiales; Aspergillaceae
Product: peroxidase/cytochrome P450 family protein
Exons: 13
Coding region: 1-3318 (1105 amino acids)
Biological process (GO): response to oxidative stress
Molecular function (GO): monooxygenase activity; peroxidase activity; oxidoreductase activity, acting on paired donors, with incorporation or reduction of molecular oxygen
Source: RefSeq, a predicted model, not a curated record
AUGUUGCGAAGGUUCUCUACUACCUUCAAGAAGUCGAAGGGCGAUCGCGAGACCAAGCAGAAUGGCGCGCAGGUUAACAGCGGCAAGCGCCAGUCCAAGCUGUCCUCCACGGCAAAAUCACCGUCGGAUGAUGGACAAAGCGAAACGCUAGAAGACGGCGUGUCCGUCUUUGAGAAGUAUUCCCAGGUCCUUCAUGCGUCGCGACGCCCUCUGCCGAACCAGACGGGAGAUACCAUCUGUCAUGAUAAGGAACACUCGGGUAGCAUAUUCCAAGAUGUUCGCGCCCUUGGUUUCAAGGACAUUGGAACUGCUAAAGACCUUAUCCGCCAGAAGGUCAAGGGCGAGCAUACAGAUGAUAAGACCAUGCUAAUGGAGCGAAUUAUCCAACUCGUUUCUGGCCUUCCUGGAAACUCGAAGAACCGCGUCGAGUUGACGAAUGCUUUCCUGGAUCAGCUAUGGGGAUCUUUGCCUCAUCCUCCCCUUUCGUAUAUGGGAGAUGACUAUGCCUACCGUAAUGCGGACGGCUCCAACAACAACCCUACUCUGCCAUGGCUUGGUGCAGCCAACACACCCUAUGCUCGUUCGAUCGCUCCUUUGACAAUUCAGCCCGGCGGACUGCCUGAUGCGGGUCUUGUAUUUGACUGCCUGUACGCGCGUCAAAAAUUCAAUCCCCAUCCGAACAAGGUCUCUAGUGUUUUCUUCGACUGGGCUUCUCUGAUCAUCCACGAUAUCUUCCAAACGGAUCCCCGAAACCCUAAUGUGAAUAAGACUUCGGGCUACCUUGAUCUUUCUACCCUGUACGGUGACGUUCAGGAAGAGCAAGACUUGAUCCGAACACAUAAAGACGGGAAACUGAAACCUGACUCCUUCUCUGAGCCUCGUCUUCAGGCUUUUCCUCCAGCUUGCUGUGUGCUGCUGGUUAUGUUAAACCGAUUCCACAACUACGUUGUAGAGCAGCUGGCGGAAAUCAAUGAAAAUGGCCGUUUUACUAAGCCUCGCGCCGACCUUCCCGAAGAAGCGGCUAAAAAGGCAUGGGCGAAAUACGACAAUGAUCUAUUUCAGACUGGUCGGCUGAUUACCUGCGGCCUUUACAUCAACAUCACUCUGUAUGAUUAUUUGCGCACCAUCGUCAACCUGAACAGAGUUAAUAGCACGUGGUGCCUGGAUCCCCGUGCCCAUAUGGAGGGUAACAGCAAUACCCCAUCGGGACUGGGCAACCAAUGCUCUGUCGAAUUCAACCUGGCCUAUCGCUGGCACUCUGCCAUCAGUGCUAAUGACGAGAAAUGGACCGAGAAGAUAUAUGAAGAGCUAAUGGGAAAGCCUGCAUCUGAAGUCUCUGUUCAUGAGCUAUUGAUGGGUCUGGGCAGAUACGAGCAUGGCAUGCCCAAGGAUCCUUCCAAGCGUACAUUUGCACACCUUGAACGUCAGGAGGACGGAACAUACAAGGAUGAGGAUCUUGUUAAUAUCCUGGCCAAUGCUGUUGAGGAUGUUGCCAGCUCCUUCGGUGCUCGGAACGUGCCAAAGGCGCUCAAGGCCGUGGAAAUCUUGGGUAUUCAGCAGGCCCGCAGGUGGAACGUGGGGUCCCUCAAUGAGUUCCGCAAGUUCUUCGACUUAAAGCCAUACGAGAGCUUCGAGGACAUCAACUCUGACCCUGAAGUUGCCGACGCGCUUCGCCACCUUUACGAGCACCCGGAUUACGUGGAACUGUAUCCGGGUAUUGUUGCUGAAGAAGCCAAGGAACCUAUGGUCCCAGGUGUCGGUAUUGCUCCCACUUAUACAAUUUCCCGGGCUGUCCUGUCUGAUGCGGUGGCACUUGUCCGUGGUGACCGCUACUACACGAUUGACUAUAAUUCUCGAAACUUGACAAAUUGGGGGUAUAACGAGGCUCGGUAUGACCUCAAUAUCAACCAAGGCUGCGUGUUCUACAAACUUGCCACGAGAGCCUUCCCCAACUGGUUUAAGUAUGAUUCAAUAUACGCCCAUUAUCCGAUGACGAUUCCCAGCGAAAAUCGAAACAUCAUGAAAAACCUAGGUCGGGAGUCGCAUUACUCGUAUGAUCGGCCGAAGUUCACUCCUCCCCAUGUGAACCUUGUCUCCUAUCCCAACGUUAAAUUGGCCCUGGAGCAAGAAAAAGAUUACCGUGUGGUCUGGGGAGGUAUCACGAAACUCUGCCCAGGUAAAGGUGGAGACGACUUCUGGAGCAAGGCCUUCAACAAUGACCAGUGGCGUCGGAACAUCAAGGAGUUCUACGAAGAUGUCACCAUGACCUUACUCCAAGACAGGUCCUGUAAACUUGCGGGUAUUAGACAGAUCGAUGUCGCACGGGAUCUUGGAAAUCUGGCGCCUGUCCACUUCGCAUCCAAGAUUUUCUCGCUUCCCUUGAAGACCAAGAAAAACUCUGGCGGUGUCUUUACUGAGCAUGAGAUGUUUACUACCUUGGCUGUUAUUUUCACCAGCACCUUCUUCGAUGUGGAUAAGUCUAAGUCAUUCCCAUUGCAUCAUGCGGCCCAUGCUGUUUCCGAGCAGCUCGGCCAGGUAGUGGAGCGCCAUGUUAAGUCGGUAAACUCGCCUGGAUUCCUUUCUGCUAUUAUUGAUAAUUUCACCGAUGACCACAAUGUCCUGAAGGACUACGGGAACCAGUUGAUCAAGAAACUCCUGGAGAGUGGCCUGGGUGUUUCCGAGGUUACCUACUCCCAGAUCCUACCCGCAGCUGUGUCAAUGGUCCACAACCAGGCGCAGAUGUUCACACAAAUCAUCGACUACUACCUAUCUCCGGAGGGUAAAAAGCACCUUGCUGAGAUUAACAGCCUUGCCAAGCAGGAUAGCAAGGAGUCGGACGAGAAGCUGACACGCUACUGUCUCGAGGCCUUCCGCCUCAACGGAAACUUUGGCUCUUAUCGUGAGGCCCAGAGGGACUUCACGGUCACCGAUGAGGCCGGAGAAUCUAAUAUCAAGGAGGGCGACACAGUCUUUGUCGGAGCUGUGAAGGCUAAUCGGGACCCUCAGGUCUUCCCUGACCCCGAUGAAGUGCGUCUGGACCGACCACUGGAUUCCUACAUCCAGUAUGAUCUUGGUCCACACACUGGCUUGGGUAAGGAAGUCACUUUACUAGCAUUGACAGCCAUGCUGCGCGUUGUAGGCCGUCUGGACAACCUCCGUCCUGCACCCGGGCCACAGGGUCAAGUCAAGAAGAUCCAUCGUAAGGGUGGCUACUAUACUUACCUGCGUGAGGAUUGGGGCAGUUAUUCACAGUUCCCAACAACGUUCAAAAUCCACUUCGACGGAGAGCUUCCGACAGCGAAGAAGCGAGUGAUUUAA